CUUUAUAAACAAAACAUCUGUGGCUUAGUUUUACGUUUGGCUGAAAAUUUUGUAUCACGUUCGUAGACAGUUGAGAUCAACUGUCUUAAGAUUUAAAAAAUUUUAAUUUUUUAAAAAUAAUUCAUUUCCAUAAAUUACUUACAAAGGUAUUAGCUAUUGUUUAUAAUCAUCGCAACAUCUACGCAAUUGAAUCGAAAAGAAUGAAUAAAAGAACGCAACCUACAUGGCAAGCGCCAGAUUGCGGGGAAGCACCAAAGUUGCGUUUGUACAACAGCCUGACAAGGCAAAAAGAAGUUUUUGUACCUUUGAAUGGUAAUAUGGUGACUUGGUAUAGCUGCGGGCCGACUGUGUACGAUGCUUCCCAUAUGGGGCACGCUAGAUCCUACAUAUCUUUUGAUAUAUUAAGACGCGUUUUAUCUGAAUACUUUGGCUUUAACAUACACUACGUGAUGAAUAUUACCGAUAUCGAUGAUAAGAUCAUUAAAAGAGCUCGGCAAAACUAUCUCUUUGAACGUUAUUCCAGUAGUGUGAUGCAGGUGCCGCUAGAUCAAUUACUGGAUGAUCAGCGUUCGGUCUUGAUGGCAUUCCUAAAUACUUGCGAAAAAAAUACUGAUCCUGACAAGAAAAUCAUGUUGAAUAAGUUGUUGGAUCGCAUGAAUAAUGCUGUAGAAUUAUUGACAACAGCAGUAACUAACGGCAAUGAAGAAGAUAUCGUAAGGGCUCGCGAUUUGUACUUACGAGAAGCCAAAGAACCUAUAGCAGAUUGGUUGGACAAAAAGGAAGGUGCAACAAUUAAUGAUAACAGCAUAUUUGAGGAGCUUCCUCGUUACUGGGAAGAUCAAUUUCACAACGAUAUGAAUGCAUUGAACAUUCUCCCACCAGAUGUCUUAACUCGAGUGUCUGAAUAUGUACCUCAAAUUAUUGAAUUUAUACAAAAAAUCAUUAACAAUAAUUUAGCUUAUGCAGUUAAUGGAUCAGUAUACUUUGACGUAGAUAGUUUUGAUAAAUGCGAAAAACACUUCUACGCUAAAUUGGUGCCAGAGGCAUAUGGUGAUACCAAAUCACUGCAGGAGGGCGAAGGAGACCUCUUUGUGGGUGAAGACCGUUUAACGGAAAAACGCUCGCCUAACGAUUUUGCUUUAUGGAAAACUAGCAAAGGUGGCGAACCUUGGUGGGAAAGUCCCUGGGGCAAAGGACGACCUGGUUGGCACAUCGAGUGUUCUGCUAUGGCUUCAGAUGUGUUCGGGCCAAAAUUCGAUAUACACACGGGGGGCGUUGAUCUUAAAUUUCCUCACCACGACAACGAACUUGCGCAAUCUGAAGCUGCAUUCGAUUCAAGCGAGUGGGUUAAGUAUUUCUUACAUACCGGUCACUUGACAAUAGCCGGAUGCAAAAUGUCGAAAUCCUUGAAAAAUUUUGUCACCAUUCAGCAAGCUUUACAACAACACUCACCUUGCCAAUUACGCCUGGCGUUUUUGCUUCAUUCAUGGAAGGAUACUUUGGAUUAUUCGCAAAACACUAUGGCAAUGGCUAUACAAUAUGAACGCUUAUUAAAUGAAUUCUUCCUAAACGUAAAGGAUCUCACUCGUCAUUUAGUUUCUGGUGAACCCAGACGUCUUUUCGAUGCAUGGACCAAAACCGAGGCCGAGUUAUUAACUAAGUACAAUGUUACACGACAGCUGGUACAUCAAGCUUUGUGUGACAAUGUGGAUACUCGCAGUUCACUAGAUGCCGUAAGAGAUUUGGUUUCGUCUGCUAAUAUUUACAUUCGUGAUAAUAAACUUAAAUUAAAUAGCCUAUUGUUACGGAAAAUAGCACUCUAUAUCACAGAUUUAUUGCAUAUAUUCGGGGCAAUAACGGGACCUAGAGGAGCAAUUGGUUUCACUGUACGGGAUUUAUCAAGCGGCCACAUAGAUGUGGAAAGUACUGUUCUUCCUUACGUAGAAGCUGCAGCUGAAUUUAGAAAGCAAAUACGAGUUCAAGCCAAAACUUUAAAAGCACUAGAAAUUUUAAAAUUAUGUGAUGAACUAAGAGACAAUGUUCUACCGCAAUUGGGCGUACGUCUCGAAGAUAAGGAUGAGGGAGGGUACGCCGUGAAAUUGGUGGAUCGUUACACUUUAUUGCGCGAGCAGGAAGCAAAAGAAGCCGCGCCAGCCGAGCGUUUAGCAAAAAAGGAAUGUAAGAAACAUGUUGCAGCCGGAAAGGCAGAUGUUAAGGAGAACAAGGAAAAGGUUAAUCCAAAGGAAAUGUUCCUCAAAGCAACCGAUAAAUAUUCACGAUUUGAUGAAAACGGCUUACCAACCCAUGAUAAAGAUGGCAACAAGAUUAGCGCAAACCACUUGAAAAAGUUACAGAAAUUGCAAGUUCAACAAGAGCAACGUCAUAAAGCAUACUUGGAUUCUUUAGUUAACGCUUGAUAAAAUUAAUUUUCUUUUGUCAGUUUUGCAUUUUGUAUAUUUCCACCAUUUUUUUUUUGUUUAAAUAAAAUAAAAGUGAAAUAAAGCAAUCAAUAUUUGGAAGAGCAUAA
Molecule: messenger RNA, 2527 nt
Organism: Glossina fuscipes
Lineage: Eukaryota; Metazoa; Arthropoda; Insecta; Diptera; Glossinidae
Gene: CysRS
Product: cysteine--tRNA ligase, cytoplasmic
Exons: 6
Coding region: 201-2417 (738 amino acids)
Biological process (GO): cysteinyl-tRNA aminoacylation
Cellular component (GO): cytoplasm
Molecular function (GO): ATP binding; cysteine-tRNA ligase activity
Source: RefSeq, a predicted model, not a curated record